AUGGUCAAUGUGGUAGCUCCCACCUUUUCCAAUGAAAUCAUGCAAAAUCAAAGCUUUGUAACCGAGUUUGUUCUCUUGGGGCUUUCACAGAAUCCAAAUGUUCAAAAACUAGGAUUUGUUGUAUGUUUGUUCUGCUACAUUGCAACCCUUGGAGGCAAUUUGCUAACCGUAGAGACUAUCAUCAGCAUUCCGGCACUCCGGGACUCCCCCAUGUACUACUUUCUGGCCUUCCUGUCCUUCCUGGAUGCAUGCUAUUCGUCUGCAUUCACCCCAAAGAUGAUUGUAGACUCCCUUUAUGAAAGGAAAACCAUCUCCUUCAAGGGCUGCAUGACCCAGCUUUUUGCUGAACACUUCUUUGGUGGAGUAGAGGUGAUUGUCCUCACCACGAUGGCCUUUGACCGGUAUGUGGCCAUUUGUAAGCCUUUGCACUACCCCUCUAUCAUGAACUGGAGGCUCUGUGGCAUUCUGAUGGGGGUAGCCUGGACAGGGGGCUUCUUGCAUUCUGUGAUACAAAUUCUCUUUACUCUCCAGCUGCCCUUCUGUGGUCCCAAUGUUAUCGAUCACUUCCUUUGUGAUUUGUACCAAUUGUUGAAGUUUGCCUGCACUGACACUCACAUCUUUGGACUUUUGGUUGUGGCCAAUAGUGGGUUUAUCUGCAUCUUAAUCUUCUCCUUGUUGCUUAUCUCCUAUUGUGUCAUCUUGUUCUCACUGAGAACUCAUAGCACUGAAGGUCGACGGAAAGCUUUAGCCACAUGUGGAUCUCACAUUACUGUAGUGGUUUUGUUCUUUGUCCCGUGCAUAAUUGUGUAUGCACGACCUCCAUCUGCUUUCUCCUUUGACAAGAUGGUGGCCUUAGUUUAUACCAUCAUAACUCCAUCGCUCAAUCCUUUGAUUUACACUUUGAGGAAUAAGGAAGUGAAAAAUGCCAUGAAGAAGUUUUGGACAAGAUUGUCAGUGGUUUCUGAUGAAAAAUAA
This is a messenger RNA of Trichechus manatus latirostris (Florida manatee), 975 nucleotides long. Its product is annotated as olfactory receptor 4C15-like. The record is from RefSeq and is a predicted model, not a curated record. The transcript has a single exon. Gene Ontology annotation, cellular component: plasma membrane. Gene Ontology annotation, molecular function: G protein-coupled receptor activity; olfactory receptor activity. Gene Ontology annotation, biological process: G protein-coupled receptor signaling pathway. NCBI's taxonomy places the organism in Eukaryota, Metazoa, Chordata, Mammalia, Sirenia, Trichechidae. Bases 1 to 975 code for a protein of 324 amino acids.